This is a messenger RNA of Camelina sativa (false flax), 1707 nucleotides long. RefSeq lists its product as uncharacterized. The record is from RefSeq and is a predicted model, not a curated record. NCBI's taxonomy places the organism in Eukaryota, Viridiplantae, Streptophyta, Magnoliopsida, Brassicales, Brassicaceae.
UCCUCCGUAGAGAUUGGAACCAGAAUACAAAGCAUAAACUAUCACAAAUCGGAAAUUAAAAAAAAAUUGGGAAUGAUGGCGAAAAGAAGUGUCAUGAUGAUGAUGAUGCUUAUGAUGUUGGUGAUGCCGACGUGGCCAAAUGAAUGCUAUGGAUGGGGAACAGAGACGGCAGAUGAUAUGGUUAGAAGCAAAGCAGAGGAUGCUGGUAACGCAGCCGAGACCGCUCAUGACAAAACUGCCUCUUGGACUGGUUGGGUUUCAGACAAAAUCUCCACAGGAUUGGGAAGCAAGAAAGACGAGGCAGAAGAAGCGGCUGAAUCUGCGAAGAACUAUGCUUAUGACAAGGCUGAAUCCGCAUAUGACAAUGCGGGUUACGCCAAGGACUUUGCAGCAGACAGAGCCGGAUCUGCUUACGAUAGUGCUCAAAAUGCGAAACAUUAUGCUUAUGAUAAGGCUGGUGAUGCAAAGGAUAUGGCCUAUAAUAAGACCGGUGAGGCUAACGACAUGGCUUACAACAAGGCCGGUCAAGCUAAAGACAUGGCUUUCGACAAGGCAGGUCAAGCCAAAGACAUGGCCUAUGACAAGGCGGGUAAAGCUAAGGACAUAGCCUACGACAAAGCCGGUCAAGCGAAAGACAUGGCCUAUGACAAGGCCGGUCAAGCCAAGGAUAAGGUUUAUGAGAAGGCGGGAUCAGCCUACGACAUUGCUGGUCAAGCCAAAGACAGGGCCUAUGACAAAACCGGUCAUGCCAAAGAUAAGGCAUAUGACACGGCGGGAUCAGCCUACGAAAUGGCCGGUCAAGUAAAAGACAUGGCCUACGACAAGGCCGGUCAAGUUAAGGACAUGGCUUACGACAAAGCCGGUCAAGCCAAAGACAUGGCAUAUGACAAAGCCAGUGAAGCCAAGGAUAAGAUCUAUGACACGGCGGGAUCAGCAUACGAAAUGGCCGGUCAAGCAAAAGACAUGGCCUACGACAAGGCUAGUAAAGCUAAGGACAUGACUUACGACAAGGCCGCUCAAGCUAAGGACAUGACUACCGACAAAGCGAGAUCAACUUAUGACAAGGCGGAACAAGCUAAGGACAUGGCCUACGACAAAGCACGAUUAGCCUCUGAAAAGGCUGGUCAAGCCAAGGACUUUGCCUAUGACAAGGCGAGUCACGUAAAAGACGUUGCCUAUGACAAAGCGGAAGAUGUGAUUAGGAUGGCUACCGAUAAGAGUAAUGAAGCUAAAGAUAAUGCUGAUGAAUCAUACGAAAGAUUCAAAGAAGGGUCUAAGAAUGCCAAAGACAUGGCAUCAGAUAAAGCUCAAGAUGUUAGAGACAAAACAGCGGACGCAUACGGAUCAAGGAGCGAAGCAGACGAAAGAUUCGAGGAGGCCUUGCGUAAGGUUGGGGAAAGGUAUGGUGCAGCUAAGGAUUCAAUGUCAGAGAAGACAAAAGAAGCUUAUGAGAGUGCAAAGGAGAAGGCUUCUGAUGCUGCUGGAGAGUACGGUACAUAUGUGAGAGACCGUAGUGCCGAGCUGUAGAACCGGAGAAGUUAUAUUUACGUCUAGGGUAAGAGUUAAAAGUAUGGUUUUAGAUAUAAUCUUCGUUUGUGAAAUAAAUUUUCUUAUAUAUAUGUGUAAUAUAUGUAUAUGUAAGAAUGAUGGAGUUACUUGUAUUAGUUUCAAAAGCAGAUUCUGAAUUAAACUUGAGUUGUUUCUUAA